Messenger RNA from Annulohypoxylon maeteangense, 463 nucleotides. RefSeq lists its product as uncharacterized. The coding region runs from base 47 to 424 and encodes 125 amino acids. The transcript is spliced from 3 exons. The record is from RefSeq and is a predicted model, not a curated record. NCBI's taxonomy places the organism in Eukaryota, Fungi, Ascomycota, Sordariomycetes, Xylariales, Hypoxylaceae.
UAUCUACCCACUCUACCUUUUAAUCUCUAAACAUACUAGGUAGAAAAUGAUGAAAGGAGAUAAUCUUCGUAGUAUUCGUAGGGAUGGUCUGACUAUCGUCCACGAACCCGCGGCUGCAGAAAUCGACAUAUUUAUCCUUCACGGCUUAAACGGGUCACCAACUACGACAUUUCAAUCCGAACGCACUGGUUUCUUCUGGCCCGAGGACCUUGGUACGUGGUUGCCAAAUGCUAGGAUCGGUCUAUUUGGAUAUAUUGCCGAUGUACAAAAUGGAAGUGGUAAUUCGAUGGGAGCCCAACAACAUGCUGAAAGCCUACUUCUCCAUCUUAGGAAUAAUCGUAUAAAGCAGCAGUCAAAAAGACCGAUUGUCUUCAUAGGCCAUAGCUUCGGCGGCCAAGUCAUCAAACAGGUUUUUAAAAGCUGAAUCUACUACUAAGAGAGAAAUUCUCAUCAUUUUAUCCAG